Sphaeramia orbicularis (orbiculate cardinalfish) is the source of this 4271-nucleotide messenger RNA. RefSeq names its product skin secretory protein xP2. NCBI's taxonomy places the organism in Eukaryota, Metazoa, Chordata, Actinopteri, Kurtiformes, Apogonidae. The record is from RefSeq and is a predicted model, not a curated record. The coding region runs from base 304 to 1545 and encodes 413 amino acids. The transcript is spliced from 10 exons.
AGUGUCUGCCUGUCUAUUUGGGAGAAGAGACCCGCCCACCUUAAUAAAGACUGGACCUCCGCUCCUCCAAUCCAGACAAAAGGAGAGAGCGACAGAUGAGCGGAGGUGCGCACUGAGCCGAGCAUCUGAGCACCUUUGGAGACGCCUCUGAACAGACGCGCAAUAACGCACCGGCCCCGGCGACACGCACACGCCCUCCACAUCCACCUGAAUCCGCUCCAGACCGUUCAAUUGUUCUGUCUGAAGGCCCCGGCAACAAGAGUCUGAGCCCCGGUUCAUUCGCAGCCAGAACACCGUGUUCCCAUGAUGUCAUACCUGUGGAUUCUGCUAUUAGGAAGCCUGCUGGCUGGAAGCGCCAAGGCACAAGAUGGUGAUACAGAAGCAGCAGAAGAGACACCUGCUGUCCCUGAAGAGGAUGUGGAGGCAGAAGAAGAGACUGCAGAUGGAACUGAGGGGACAGAGGAAGUAACUGAGGAUGACGGCACAGAAGACACAGAAGAAACAGCUGACGACACGGCUGGUGGAGAUGCAGAAGUAACAACUCCAGCACCUGGAGACGAGGAGGAAACAGAGGAAGAUGCAGAAGAAACAACUCCUGCACCUGCAGAUGCAGACCCAGCCGAUGGAGAUGCAGAAACAGAAGCAGAAGUAACAACUCCUGCACCUGGAGAUGAAGAUGCAACAGAGGAAGAUGCAGAAGAAACAACUCCUGCACCUGGAGACGAGGAUGCAACAGAGGAAGAUGCAGAAGGAACAACUCCUGCGCCGGCACCUGUAGAUGCAGAUGUAGAUGUAGAUUUAGAUGCAGAAGCAACAACUCCAGCACCUGGAGAUGAAGUUACAGAAGAUGAAGAUACAGAAGCAACAACUCCUGCACCUGCACCUGCAGAUCCAGAGCCAGCAGAUGGAGAUGCAAAAGCAUCAACUCCUGCACCUGUAGAUGCAGAUGCAACAACACCUGCAGUUGUAGCUGUAGAUCCAGCAGCUGGGGACUCAGGUGCAGCAGAUGCAACAACACCUGCAGCUGGAGAUGCAGCUGCAGGUGGAGAUGCAGGUGGAGAUACAGCUGCAGAACCAGCUGCAACAGAAGCAGCUCCAGUACCUGAUCCUGUGGAUGAUGCACCACAAGAGACAACAACAAAGAGUGAACCUGUGUUGGAUCCAGUUGCUCCAGUUGCUCCUGAAGAACCAGUAGUUGAAGAAGUAAUUGAACAAAGUAAAAGUGGAAGAUCCUAUUCAGGUUUCGACUUGAGUGACGCACUGUCCCCACAGAGUACAGACAGUCCACAACAGUCAGAGAUCCGCAGCGAAGAAACUGAAGAUGCACCUAAGGCCAAAGAGGGUUCAGGUUCCUUAGCGGCCAUCCUGUCUGCGGUUGUCGUGGCAGCAGUGGGAGCAGUCACCGGAUACUUCACCUAUGUGAAGAAGAAACUGUGCUUCCAAAAUAGACAGGAAGCAGAUCCAGAAGCUGCACGCAAAGCUGACGCAGCAGCAGAGGCUCAGUCAGAUCCCCAAGUUCUGAGCAACCUGCUGCCCUCGUCUUAAACCUGCAAUGAUCACAUGACUGCCUGGACCAACUACAGUCAAGCAAAGUGGCAAUCUCACUGUUAUGCUCUACCCUCUGUAGAGCUAAAUUACUGUGAGGCCCUAGAGUAGGGCUGUGUGUAUGUGCAUAUGUGUGUGUGUGUGUGUGUGUGUGUGUGUUUCAUUGUGUGUGUGUGUGUGUGUGUGUGUGUGUUUGCAGGUGCGAUUGUUGUCUGUGUGUAUUCAUGCUUGUGUGUUCAGAAAUAUGGGGUAGGAGUUAGAGUAGAGAAAAUACGUAAAUAUAUGUGAACUAUAACAGUUUUAAGAUUGUCACAACAUAAUCUAUGAAAACUAUUUCUCAGAAUGUUUUUGUUAACCAAAUUCAUUUAAAAGUGGCCAUUAGGAGAUUAAAUCUCACAUUGAAUAUGACCAUGAAAUGGCUAAACCAUAAAAAAAAACAAAACUUUUUAUUUUUCAUUUAAGUGGCCACUAUUCUGUUAUUAUAAUUCAGUGUGAAUAUAAUCCAGAGACAGAUAUUGAUAUUGUAGACAUUUAACCUAGUACUGAAUUCAUGCAUUUUCUUUCAUUCUGUCAUUGCAGGUUUUUUAGCGUAGUUGUCUGCAGUGGUUGCAAUACAAAUGUAGGGUUAAGUAGAUUACAGGGGGCUUCAGUACCUACCACUGUAUUUCCCAGACCCCAGAUGACAAUGUAAUGAUCCGAACUGUUUUGACGGGUCUCUGAUGUCAGUGUAUGUUUGUGUGUGUUUCUGUUCCAGUGUGUGUUUUGAUCGGUGAAGGGGCUUAGGUGUAAAUCCUGUUGGGCGACUACCACUUCUCUUGAGUCAAUUUCAACCAAUUCAAUGGAGUCACAUUUUACACCAAUAUUUCUUUUAGAGACUUUGUCAAUGAAUUAACACACACACAUCAAAAAAAAAAAAAAAAAAAAGAUCAGUUUGGUCAUAAACAGAAGAUGCUUUACUGGGGGUGAGUUGAAAUGAAGUUUAACCCUGUUCCUGUCAAUGGAUGAAUGUUCACGUGGACAUAGACAUGGACACGGACACAGGUCAAGUAGUGAUGUUUUAGGCAUCGUUCUGAUGUACAGUAGUGUGUAUCAGUCAUGUGGUGAUGCAGUAAUUUCUCCUCCAUAGUGCCUUUCACUGGCACAGCCUGGCUUGAUCGACCCAGAGACACUCAAAGAAGAGUGAAAACUUGCAAAAUAGUAAAUGAAUGUAUCCAACACACACACACACUAUAAUUAUGUACCGACACUUUGGAUCUUAGUCGCAUAAUUCUUUACAUAUCUCAAACAGCAACAUUAUUGUAUAGUUUUGUAACAGCUGCUGUAUCUUCAGUCAUAGUGCGCUGGUUUUCUGUAAUACUCGUAUCUUCGUUGUGUGUCUCUAAAGUUGAGCAAGCCACGUGCUGUCGCGGUGUUUUUUUGUAUCAUUCGUAUUUCCACAUUACGAACACCACUCACCUGUGACUUUUAUAUGAAUACUUUACAUUUAGCAAGUGGUGCCUACGAGCUGACAACAGAUAGAUUUCAGCCAACUCGUCCGCUUUGGUAUUUUGUGACUAAUAUUGUGAAAGGCCUCAGAAUCAGCGCUAUCUAUCGCCUUUUUUAAAGCCCAACUUUAUUCUGUUUUUUUUUUUUUUUAUUGUUGUUGUUGUUGUUUUUUUUGCCACUGUAGCACAAAAAUACUAACUUCUGAAUGUCUUUUUGUUGCCUUGCAGUUUUGUACUUGCUCUGCUCCCUUUAAACUCUGAAAAGGUUCUAGAGGUCACGUAGUGCUGCAGUACAUGUUAAGUGUGUUACUUGUAAAGCACCAUAUAGCUGCAAUACAGGACAGAGACUGUUGCUUAACAGCCUUGCCUCAAGUUGAAAAAUAUGAAUAAUCUGUGAUGUCACAUCAGUAAAUUCUACUGUAUGAACUGUGUGGGCUCGACGCUGGGUCAAAGCUCUGUUUGACAUGCCUUCUUUAGCCUGUAAUCUGUGAUAGACUGACUUUCUCUCGACGCGAGGAACGAACCGAAAAGUGCGUCUGAAACAUUUUUGCUACAUCUGCUGCAACGGCAUAGGGUGACAAUGCACAAAAUACCAACAAAAACACACAGUACAAACUUUUGGAUACAGCCACAGAUGCCUUUAAAAUAAAAAAAAAUCACUUAUUUUCUGCAGCACCAAUAGGACUCGUCAAUAGCACACCGCUGUCCGCCGAUAAACACAAAUCAUGACAGCCAAUCCCUUAAAACACUGACUGCUUGUGUUUUUGAGCCUACCCAACAUUUAUAACCGCAACCUAAGCAGUCUGAUUCCUUGUAAACACAAAUUAUUGGAGCACGGCAUCCAAACCUGAAUGUAAACAGAGGAAUCGGAGACGUAUUGGGUCCUGAAGUGCACUUUCACAGAUAAUACUAGGGCAUCGAUCACAGCGCCGACCAGUCCUGCCUUAAAGACGCCAUCAACAAUAAGAAACAGUGAAACAAGCAGAGAUGUUUGAUGCAGGUGAUUUUAUUAACACAAUAUUAACGGGAGAAGCACUUUCCUAUCCUGUAUACAUCUUGACUCAUUAGCAUAUUUAGACAAUUCACUUUUGACUUAGACUAGUGUAAGACUCGACUCUUUUUAUUUAAAUAUUCUGUGUUUUUAUUUUAUGUAGGAUCUGUCUUCAUUAAGUCAUCUGGCACUUGUUCUUUCUGGAAUUGUGUAAAUAAUGUUUGAGGAGACAUUAAAUAGUUUUCGUGGGA